AGAUGCACCAAGAGGACUUACUUUUAACUACUGUGCAGUAAAUGGUUGCUUUGUGGAAGGAAACUCAUCUGUUAAAGUCCAAGAAGGAAACUCCCUGUACCUGCGGUGCGAUGCUGACGGUAACCCUGUGGCAAAUGUGUCCUGGGUGAAACAAAUGCAGAACGGCACAAUCACCCAAAUAUCACUCACAGCACAACUGAAUGUGACUAAUGUAACAGCUGAACAUGGGGGAAAUUAUAUGUGUCAGACAAUAAACAGAAUUGGAAAUACAAGUAAAUCCAUCUCCGUGGUUGUUAUCAAAACUCUCACAAAGGAUAAGAUCCAUCUUGAGGGAUUCAUGUUUGGAGGAAUUUUUGUCUUACUCCUCGCUGCAAUAACAGCCGUUUUGGUGAUGAGAUACAAGAAAAAGAGGAGGCCACCAGAGGAGGUUGAAGGAAGUCAACGGUCACCACCAAAUAAUUAUGAAGUAGUUUACGCCAACAUAAAAAGAAAAACACGGGAACCCAACAUGGACCCCAGCCCGCCAAAUGAAGGUGAAAGCCCUGAUAAAGACCUGCAAUACGUGACCCUUGAUUUCUCAAAGUUGAAACCAAAAAGUUCUCCAGAACCGCAAGAGACUUUAUAUACAGAAGUCAAACGGAAAUAACACCAGGAAUAGGCGUAUAAGGGAGGAGCCUCAGCAGUGGCAUUUUGUACUCAGUGACACCAUGAUGUCUAUUGGCUCUUAUCAGAACUUUACAUUACCAGUCACAUAAUAGUGAACAGUCUGGCCUCAGGAACAAUUUACUAUGACUCUGCAUUGACAAGAACAACUGAAUUUAUCUUUGUAAAAAAAGAUGAGAUUCUGAAAAAAAUGGUCUUUUCGAAUUCAAUUCUUUUCUUCAAAAACAUUUUCAGGCUGCUCAAAAGCUGGAAAGUGACCAAUAGAAUGGCAACUCAUCUGGCAAUUUACAGUGUAUAUAGGGCAUAAGGAAAAGUGUCAGAAAUGACCAACAAACAUACUGUAUAUAUAAUAUUUAUACAGCUCAUGGUCAGUUAGUAAUGUGAAUUACCACUUUGUAUUUUGCAAAUUUUAACAGGUACAAAGAAUAAUAGACAGACAGAAUAAAUAGAUAGAUGAUAGAUAGAUAGAUAGAUAGAUAGAUAGAUAGAUAGAUAGAUACUGUAGAUAGAUUAAUAGUUGAGGGAUCCCAAUAGAGAAACAUUUACUGAUCACCUGACAGAAAAUAAUGAAGGUUCUCACUGUAACAGGAAGUGCGGGAGUAAAGGACCUUCCUCUGCCUAUUCAUUGGCUGAUGUGACCUAGCAUGUACAGUAAG
Messenger RNA from Xenopus tropicalis (tropical clawed frog), 1319 nucleotides. RefSeq lists its product as uncharacterized. The transcript is spliced from 5 exons. Lineage: Eukaryota; Metazoa; Chordata; Amphibia; Anura; Pipidae. The record is from RefSeq and is a predicted model, not a curated record. Bases 155 to 646 code for a protein of 163 amino acids. Gene Ontology annotation, cellular component: membrane.